Molecule: messenger RNA, 1263 nt
Organism: Clavispora lusitaniae ATCC 42720
Lineage: Eukaryota; Fungi; Ascomycota; Pichiomycetes; Serinales; Metschnikowiaceae
Source: RefSeq, a predicted model, not a curated record
AUGCUUUCUAGUCUAUCAACCCUGUCAUUGAGUUCUAGCACCAGCAUUAGUUCUGUUUCUAGUUUCAGGAUAAGCUCCAGCACCAGUUUCAGUUCUAGCAUUAGCUCUAGUUCAAGUUCUAGCAUUAACUCUAGUUCAAGUUCUAGCAUUAGUUCAAGUUCCGGUUCUAGAGUUGGUUCUAGUUACAGCUCUAGCAUUAGCUCAAGUUCCAGUUCUAGUUCAAAUUCUAAUCCAACUACCAGUUCUGGUUCUACUUCUUCAACCCCCUCUACAUCUUCAGUUUCUGUCUCUACGUCGACUUCCAGCUUUUUCUCUUCUCCAUUCGUUCCCUUCACUUCGUCUUCACCUCCCCUGUCUAUUCCCGACGUUUCAACAUCCGUUUCUUCCCCCGACUUUUCUUCUCUUCCUUCUACCGUGGAAUAUUCUUCAACUCCUUCGGAAUUGUCUUCAACUCUUUCGUCUUCCAAACUUACCUCAAGCGAGGUCACAUCUACUCCAGAGUCAACAUAUUUAUCAACCCUAUCUUCUACUACAAUCUCGACUAUUACUUGUCACGAUUCAACAUGCGAACCUGUCCUGACUGACCUUGCUUGUACGUCUGCCGAUUGUGGAGUUCAAAAGCAUCCAGAAAUCAGUCCUUCUACUCCUCAACAGAUCUCCACAUCUGAUAUGUCUAGCGAGGAUAUUACUUCCAGCUCUACUUUAACAUCUGGAACUAGUCCAGAGGAAGCAUUAAGUGUUUCCACAACCGCAAUACCUUUUCCUUCGCUUUCGUCUGACUUCGAAUCAACUUCUGACUUUGAAUCAACUUCUGACUUUGAGUCAACGUCUGACUUUGAGUCAACGUCUGACUUCGAAUCAACUUCUGACGUCCCUUCGACUUCUCAAUCAGAGUCCACAUCUGAAUUUCCUCCAGAGGGCUCACUUUCCUCAAUUCCUUAUGUUUCAUAUUCUAUUUCACCACCUACGUUUCACUUCUCCGGAAAACUCGCAAUCAAUUCCUCCUACCCUCGGGUGUGCACAUCCUGUUUUACAAGCAGCUUUGGUUACCUCGACACUACUGACUACAGAGUCGCUUCUGACUGUCUCUUCUGCUUUCGUCCUGACAUACGUCGGCGCGGCAAACAAGGUAUUGCCCAUCGCAGGUUCUGUUUCAUCCACUGCGGUUUAUCAGAUUCAGGUUUUACUCGGAAUUGUUAUCGCCGUGGUGAUCAUCCUUUGAAUUCAACGUCCAUUCGCUUUAUAAAUAUACGUUCGUUUUAG